AUGAAGUGUUCCGGUUGUUUUAAGACCUGCGCCAUCGCUAGCUGCAUGCGAUGCACUGUCUCACCGUGUGAAAAAGUAUUCUGUAGUCAGUGUGUCAACCCCGCCUUAUUAUCGCUAGAUCGAAAGAAGGGCUGGAAAUGCCCCGACUGCAGCGCUGCGCAAAAAAAGGGAGGGGAUAACAGUACGACCCCGAUCCGUUCCGUUAACGAGGACCAGAGCAUUACUAUGCGUAAAAAAGAAACUUCGAGUAAUUCGUCACAAAAUGAUAUAAAAGAGCUAGUUUCUGAAGUAAAAUCUUUAACAAAGGAAAUUCAAGAAUUAAAGAACCGGCUGGAACAAUCGUCGUCGUCUCUUGACCGCUGCCAUGAAAGGCUUGACGAAUUAGUGAACGCUCAGAGAAGCUCCGAUGCCCGUUUGGAACGUAUCGAGCAGAGGGGUGAAAGCUGGGCUGUUAAACUUCAAGCGUUUGAACGUACAGUUGCAGAUGGACAGGCAGAGCUGGCCGUGAUGAAGGCGGAAAACUCACAACUUCGUGAGGAACUUGAAAAAGAUAAACAGAGCGCCGAUUUCAUUUCUGACCAGCACGACGAACUCAAGAAAACAGUAAAUGAGCGCACAAGUCAACCUAUAGACCUCAUCCAAUCAGAAAGCUUCAAAACAUCAAUUGAACUAAAAAUUGACGCCUUAGAACAGCAGGCAAGACAGUGCAAUCUCGAAAUUCAAAAUCUCCCAGAGAAAAAAGACGAGAAUCUUGUUAAUUUGUUGGUAACUCUAGGUGAGAAGAUAAGAUGUAGCAUUAAUCGUAGUGAUGUAAUUAGCAUAAGUCGUGUGCGACCCGCAAUGGAGAGCAACAAACCGAAGCAUAUUGUUGUGAAGCUCAGCUCGCGGGUACUACGGGAUAACGUUCUAGCUGCCUAUCGCACCAAGAGAGGCCUGACAUCCACGGAGCUGGGCGUGUCCGGGCCACAACACACGUUAUACGUCAAUGAGCACUUAACACUUCGCAGAAAGAAGCUUUUUCGGGCAGUGCGGGAAGCAGCGAAACAAGCGAAGUACAAGUACACGUGGAUUUCUAACGCAACAAUUCUCGUACGCAAAACAGACACGUCACCAACAAUUGCAAUUCACACAGAUAAUGACAUUAGAAAAAUCAAAGGUGAUGCUGCACCCACCUCGAAUACUAGUUGACAUAUCAUUUAGCACUUGCCACUU
This is a messenger RNA of Cydia fagiglandana, 1212 nucleotides long. RefSeq lists its product as uncharacterized. The record is from RefSeq and is a predicted model, not a curated record. Lineage: Eukaryota; Metazoa; Arthropoda; Insecta; Lepidoptera; Tortricidae. The transcript has a single exon. Bases 1 to 1188 code for a protein of 395 amino acids.